CCGAGGGAGUUUGCAUAUUUGUUUCUUUUCACACUGGCCUUAAAGAGGAUAUUUUAGAAGUUGAAGUAGGAAGGGAGCCAGAGAGGCCGAUGGCGCAAAGGUACGACGAUCUACCCCACUACGGGGGCAUGGAUGGAGUAGGCAUCCCCUCCACGAUGUAUGGGGACCCGCAUGCAGCCAGGUCUAUGCAGCCGGUCCACCACCUGAACCACGGGCCUCCUCUGCACUCGCAUCAGUACCCGCACACAGCUCACACCAACGCCAUGGCCCCCAGCAUGGGCUCCUCGGUCAAUGACGCUUUAAAGAGAGAUAAAGAUGCCAUUUAUGGACACCCCCUCUUCCCUCUCUUAGCACUGAUUUUUGAGAAAUGUGAAUUAGCUACUUGCACCCCCCGCGAGCCGGGGGUGGCGGGCGGGGACGUCUGCUCGUCAGAGUCAUUCAAUGAAGAUAUAGCCGUGUUCGCCAAACAGAUUCGCGCAGAAAAACCUCUAUUUUCUUCUAAUCCAGAACUGGAUAACUUGAUGAUUCAAGCCAUACAAGUAUUAAGGUUUCAUCUGUUGGAAUUAGAGAAGGUACACGAAUUAUGUGACAAUUUCUGCCACCGGUAUAUUAGCUGUUUGAAAGGGAAAAUGCCUAUCGAUUUGGUGAUAGACGAUAGAGAAGGAGGAUCAAAAUCAGACAGUGAAGAUUUAACAAGAUCAGCAAAUCUAACAGACCAGCCGUCUUGGAGUAGAGAUCAUGAUGACACGGCAUCCACGCGCUCAGGAGGAACCCCAGGCCCUUCCAGCGGCGGCCACACUUCACACAGUGGGGAUAACAGCAGUGAGCAAGGUGAUGGCUUGGACAACAGUGUAGCUUCCCCCAGCACAGGUGACGAUGAUGACCCUGAUAAGGACAAAAAGCGUCACAAAAAGCGUGGCAUCUUUCCCAAAGUAGCCACCAAUAUCAUGAGGGCGUGGCUGUUCCAGCAUCUAACACACCCUUACCCUUCUGAAGAGCAAAAAAAGCAGUUGGCACAGGACACGGGACUCACUAUCCUUCAGGUGAACAACUGGUUUAUUAAUGCCCGGAGAAGAAUAGUGCAACCCAUGAUAGACCAGUCCAACCGAGCAGUCAGUCAAGGAACACCUUAUAACCCUGAUGGACAGCCAAUGGGAGGCUUUGUAAUGGAUGGUCAGCAGCACAUGGGCAUCAGAGCCCCAGGACCUAUGAGUGGAAUGGGCAUGAAUAUGGGCAUGGAGGGGCAGUGGCACUACAUGUAACCUUCAUCUAGUUAACCAAUCGAGACCAGGGGGAAGGCUGCAGAGUAUGCCAGGGGAGUAUGUAGCCCGGGGUGGUCCAAUAGGUGUGAGCAUGGGACAGCCAAGUUAUACCCAACCCCAGAUGCCCCCACAUCCUGCUCAGCUGCGUCAUGGGCCCCCCAUGCAUACGUACAUUCCUGGACACCCUCACCACCCAACAGUGAUGAUGCAUGGAGGACCGCCCCACCCUGGAAUGCCAAUGUCAGCAUCAAGCCCCACGAUUCUUAAUACAGGAGACCCAACUAUGAGUGGACAAGUCAUGGACAUUCAUGCUCAGUAGCUUAAGGGAAUAUGCAUUGUCUGCAAUGGUGACUGAUUUCAAAUCAUGUUUUUUCUGCAAUGACUGUGGAGUUCCAUUCUUGACAUCUACUUUGGACCAAGAAGCAUACUUAAUUCUUCAUAGGGACUCUUAAAAAGCAGGAAAACCAACUGAAGUCAAUUUGGGGGACAUGCUAAAUAACUAUAUAAGACAUUAAAAGAACAAAGAGUGAACUAUUGUAAAUGCUAUUAUACUGUUAUCCAUAUUACGUUGUUUCUUAUAGAUUUUUUAAAAAAAAAUGUGAAAUUUUUCCACACUAUGUGUGUUGUUUCCAUAGCUGUUCACUUCCUCCAGAAGCCUCCUUACAUUAAAAAGCCUUACAGUUAUCCUGCAAGGGGCAGGAAGGUCUGGUCUGCAGGAUUUUUAGAGCAUUAAAAUAACUAUCAGGCAGAAGAAUCUUCUCGCCUAGGAUUUCAGCCAUGUGCGCUCUCUCUUUCUCUCUUUUUUCCUCUCUCUCCCUCUCUCUAGCCUGGGGCUUGAAUUUGCAUGUCUAAUUCAUUUACUCACCAUAUUUGAAUUGGCCUGAACAGAUGUAAAUCGGGAAGGAUGGGAAAAACUGCAGUCAUCAACAAUGAUUAAUCAGCUGUUGCAGGCAGCGUCUUAAGGAGCCUGGUAGGAGGAGGCAUGGAAACCAAAAGGCCGUGUGUUUAGAAGCCUAAUUGUCACAUCAAGCAUCCUUGUCCCCAUGCGGCAACGACCACCACCUUGUACAUCACUUCCUGCUUCAUGCAGCUCAAAAACAUAGACUGAAGAUUUAUUUUUAAUAUGUUGACUUUAUUUCUCAGCAAAGCAUUGGUCAUGUGUGUAUUUUUCCAUAGUCCCACCUUGGAGCAUUUAUGUAGACAUUGUAAAUAAAUUUUGUGCAAAAAGGACUGGAAAAAUGAA
Molecule: messenger RNA, 2505 nt
Organism: Nannospalax galili (Upper Galilee mountains blind mole rat)
Lineage: Eukaryota; Metazoa; Chordata; Mammalia; Rodentia; Spalacidae
Gene: Meis1
Product: Meis homeobox 1
Exons: 13
Coding region: 90-1262 (390 amino acids)
Biological process (GO): embryonic pattern specification; hemopoiesis; animal organ morphogenesis
Molecular function (GO): RNA polymerase II cis-regulatory region sequence-specific DNA binding; DNA-binding transcription activator activity, RNA polymerase II-specific
Source: RefSeq, a predicted model, not a curated record